Molecule: messenger RNA, 3316 nt
Organism: Gamsiella multidivaricata
Lineage: Eukaryota; Fungi; Mortierellomycota; Mortierellomycetes; Mortierellales; Mortierellaceae
Exons: 2
Coding region: 209-3013 (934 amino acids)
Cellular component (GO): nucleus
Molecular function (GO): DNA-binding transcription factor activity; protein dimerization activity
Source: RefSeq, a predicted model, not a curated record
AUCCUCCCAGACAAACAAUUGGACAUCUUUGCCCCUCUCGGAUAUCUUUCCUUUCCUCCACGUUCACCCAUCCUCUUCGUCAUCGCUGAGCAGCUACGCCCUCUCUUUCCACUAUCAUUCUGUUUACAUAUCUCACUAUUUAAUAUUUUAUUUUUUGCGCCCGUUGUGUUUAUUUGCGCGUGAAAACUGAAGUGAGAGAUUCUUUUGAAUGCCAAGCUCCAUUGUAUCACACUGUUCCUCCCCGCUGGACUUGGCACCAUCUCCCCUGCUCGAUCCCCGCAAAGUCUCGACAACAAACGCCAACUCAAAUAUAAGCAUAACCAUGGCUGAGCAACGCGCACACCCACACUCCCACUCCCACUCCACAUACGAUCCCCCACAGCAGCACCGUCAGCACCAGAACCACCACCACCACCAGCAUCCAUAUCAGCAGACUUCGAACGAUCCCUCACAUCAUCCUUAUCAUCAGAAGGAUUUUCAGGCACACCAGAAGGCAGAGCCUACAAUGAAUACCUCUACAGACCACCAUUCCUCCCAGCGCCUACAGCAGAAGCAUUCUUCAUACGACCAUCAUCCUCGCCAGAGUCAGCACUACGGUAAUCAUCGCCGGCAGAUGGAGGACGAAGAUGAGGACGAAGAUGAGGACGGCGAUAUCGAGGAGGAUGACGAUGAGGACCAUCCUGGGUUCCAAAGCACCUAUCAUUCUGCCUACAACAGUGCCUACAACAGCUGUGACGAAAGCGAGGACGUCAACAUGGAGAGUGUGGCCAUAAAAGAGGACCAUGGUGAUCAGGACAUGGUGGAACCUCCUUCUUCGUCAGCUUCCUCUUCUUCGUGCUCCCUUUCUUCCUUUGCUCGUCAUCCUCAUUCGCCCUCCAGUACCUACCAACCUCGCCAGUCCCAGGCCCAGCCUCAGCAGCCGCAACCACACGCCUUCCAUCCACAGCGCCAGCAACACGAACACUCAUCAUCGUCUUCCUCUGCCGCUACUCCAUCGUCCUCUCCUUCCUCCAGCACCAAACCUGCCCCUCUCGCAACGAUCAAACCACGACCUACGCUCCGCCCUUUACUCCCAUCCCGUCCUACCAGUCCUCAACCCCUCCUCGGUCGCUCAGGGACUCAAUCUUCAGAUAUGAGUGCCUCAAAGGAUCCGUCCGCCGCUGAGUCUUCUACAUCCGCUACGGGUUCGACUGGCAUGGGCACGGGCACAACCUCGUCUUCGGCAGGCAAGACGCGUCAAUCUGCUUAUAAGAUCAAUGGUCUCAACAUCCUUAACAGGAACAGUCUCGAUAGCCGCACCGCUUUGGAGAUGAUCCGCAGGCGCCGUGAAAACCAUAAUCAUGUUGAACGCCGCCGACGCGACACGCUCAACUCGACCAUCUUACAAAUCGCCGAGAUCUUGCCCAAUUGCUCCUCCAGUGCCAAGUUGAAUAAAGGCACGAUCCUCCGAUUGGCACUUGAUCAUCUCAGGGCACUUCACACCGAGAACCAUUCCUUGCGAUCUGAGAAUGCGGCCCUUCGCUUCUUUUACCAGGGCUCACAGAUGCGUCGCAAUGGUCCACAAGGAUCAGGCGGUGUUUCCGGACAGCCUGGCCAUCCAAGUCAUCCUGGCAACACCCAUCCUCAGCAUCCGCACUCAGUUGCUCGCGGAGCAGCGUCCUCGUCCAGCGGGAUGAGCACUCCGCCCAUCAUCCCUGGACCUGGCCAAGGCACUAUCCCAAGCCUGGCUACAUCUGCUGCUCAGUCCCAGGCUCAGUCCCAUGCGUCCUUUGUCUCCAAUGUCACUAUGGCGACUGCUCCAGGAUCGAUCUCGGCAUCCGCCCCUGCCUCUGCCGCCAAUAGCCCUCCAGGACAGCAUGCAACAGCCCAUCUAGGUCCCUCCCAGGUCCCAUCAUCCUCCAUGGCCCCCGUGCCAUCCGCCAAUAAGCGGUCCAUGUCAGCCAGCGGUCAUCUACACCCUAUUUUACCAAAGUCGCAAACGAACAAGGUCUCACCCUCAUCGAGCCCUCGCCCCAGAUUGCUGCCCCAUCCUAGCCCUAGCGGCGUCAAGCCCUACAGUGACGCUAUCCGUAUGGGCCCGUCUCCGCUGUCCAGUCCAUGCUCCUCGCCGCCUCUGGCGUCGGUCUCAUAUCCUGCCACGUCUGCCGCCUCAAAUGCCCUCGCCAAUGCUCUGCCCACCGUCCCAGCGAGUCAUCAGCAUUCUGCCGCUGUCUCCGCUGCUGCUGCAGUUGCUGCAGCCGCCGCAGCCGCAGCCGCAGCUUCCACGACAGGCUCAGGGUCGACGCACAACAACAAUCGCUCCCUGAUGCCCUCUUCAGCGUCAUCGAUGAAUUCCCGCCAUCAAAAAAGCAGUAAUGGAGGUCAUGGCCUACAUUCUUCGUUGCCAAUGGUGGUUCCAACCGGAGCAGCUUCCGAAAAAGGGAGAAAAUAUUCCGCUCAUUCUGCACAUUCGUCGAUUUCUUCGGCACCCUCAUCCGGAACGCCCUCGGCGACCACCUCACCUUAUGUUUCUCCUUAUCCUGGCUCCCAGAUUCAGUCAAGUCAUCCAGGAUACGGUCAAAGUCAAGGUCAAGGCAUGCAUGGCCAGACCCAUUCUUCUUCUUCGCCAUCGUCGCAUCCCAGCCAUCCUUCUCAGCAUUACUAUCCUCCGCAACAGCAUAGUCAGCAGUAUCAACAGCAGCCAUACGCUCAUCAUCACCCUCUAGGCCCUGGUAUCGUGCUCCCAUCGAUUGGAACGGUGACAAAUCCUUCGAGCCCCAUGACAUCGCCCCAUCAUGCCCCACACCCUAUGGGAUCCCUACCUCUACCUACGCCCAUGAGUCUCCCAGCUCCUGUGAUGAGUCACGACUCGUAUGCCAAGCAGCAGCAACAGCAGCAGCAGUCCUACUCGCACGCGAACCAUGGUCACGGUCAGGGUCAAGGUCAUCUCCACUCUCACUCUCAUCCUCAUGUUCACGCCCAUGUCCAUCCACACGAAGGCCUGCCUAUCCUGCCACCUCUGGCGCCUCGUUAAAUGCGCGCCUUUGUCUCAAUGUUCACGAUCUAUCCUACUCCGAUGUACAUAUACCAUUUUGCAUACCAUAGCAUACGUUAGUUCCAUUUGUGUAUCUUUUAAUAUCACCAUCAUGAUCUUCAAACGGCCUGCUGCACAAAUAACUGCGAUGAACAAUUGUCAAGCCAUCUUGUGCUGCAAGAAUCAAUGGCAUAUUUAUAUGUCCACACGCCCUUUUUAUGCUCGUCUUCGUGUUCAUGUUAUAGUAGUGGUAAUGGUUGCAAAAAAAAAAAAAAAUUGCAGAAACUGGUAGACUCACACUUC